UCUAGCUAUCGUCAUUAUCCUUCUUUCUUUCUCUCUCUAACAAAAAUUAUUUCAUUUUUUCUCUCUCCUCUGAAAAUCAAACAAAUUUCUAGGGUUAAAUUCAGGUAAAUUAGUUCAAUUUUUUUGAACAAAAAUCAUGGAAGAAAAUCAGAAUCUAGUUGAAAAUGAAGAAUUAUUGGAAAUUUCUGAUAAAUUGGACAAAACCCUAACCCUAGAAUCGUCAUCAACGCGUCAAUCUGAUGACGAUGAAGAAGAGGAAGAAGAUGAAAAUGGCGACGAAAAUGAGGAAUUUGAGUUUUGUUUUCUCGGAGGAGGUUUAAAAUCGCCGGUUUCAGCGGAGGAAGUGUUCGAAGACGGUCAGAUCCGGGUAAUCUCACCGUUUUCCAGCGAAUAUACCGGCGACGGAGAGACGUCAUCAUCGUCGUCGUCGUACGGCCGUCCGGUGAAGAAUGUGUUCGUAGUAUCAAACUCGCCGGAAAAUGAUGACGUGGCGGAAGAAGGAUCGUACUGCGUGUGGAAAGCGCCGUCGCCGGAGAUGAGUCAGAAGAGCAAUUCGACGGGAUUCUCGAAGCUUCGGAAGAUGAGAGAUUUGUUACAUAGGAGCAAUAGUGACGGGAAAGACGCGUUCGUGUUCCUAAACGGGAAAAGCGACGCUUCGGGUUCGGCCGAAGCGAAAAGGAAGGAGAAGGAGAAGAAGAAGAAGAAGAAGGAGUUGAAGAUAGAAGUGGGGGAGAAGAAGGGUGAAACGACGUCGUUAGGAAAAGAAGGGAAGAAGAAGAAGAAGGAGAAGUCGGCGUAUGAAGCGUUGUAUUUGGGUGGAGGGAAAGACAAAAGGAAAGGCGGUGGGAAAUCGUAUUUGCCAUAUAGGCAAGAUUUGGUCGGCUUUUUUACAAAUGGUAGUGCUUUGAGUAGAAAUGUUCAUCCUUAUUAAUAAAUAAAAUACCCUUAUAAUAUCAUUUAAUUAGUUUUAUAACAAUAUAAUUUGUUUAUUUUGUUUUGUAAAUUGAAGAAAAAAAUAAAAUGUGAGUUGGGAGUUGAUAAUUAAUUGUAUGACUAUUGGCUUGCAUUUUUGUUGAUAUUAUUGUAUAAGGGGAAGAUGUAAUGCUAAAUGCCUUUAAUUGUUUUUUUUUUUUUAUUUAAUUUUGAUAUCUUCAGAUUAUAUUCAUGUACGAGUAAUGUUAUCAUGAAAUUAUGGGCAAGUGUACAUAAAUAAACUAAAGGCCCUUUUUAUCACCUCAA
This is a messenger RNA of Chenopodium quinoa (quinoa), 1239 nucleotides long. RefSeq lists its product as uncharacterized. The transcript has a single exon. The coding region runs from base 137 to 931 and encodes 264 amino acids. NCBI's taxonomy places the organism in Eukaryota, Viridiplantae, Streptophyta, Magnoliopsida, Caryophyllales, Amaranthaceae. The record is from RefSeq and is a predicted model, not a curated record.